Annulohypoxylon maeteangense is the source of this 1571-nucleotide messenger RNA. Its product is annotated as S-adenosyl-L-methionine-dependent methyltransferase. Gene Ontology annotation, molecular function: O-methyltransferase activity. Bases 300 to 1478 code for a protein of 392 amino acids. The record is from RefSeq and is a predicted model, not a curated record. The transcript is spliced from 7 exons. NCBI's taxonomy places the organism in Eukaryota, Fungi, Ascomycota, Sordariomycetes, Xylariales, Hypoxylaceae.
GUCACUAUCUGACACCCGCGUGGAAUGCCACUGUGCCUUUGUUUUGCGCCCCAUCUCGGGUCCACGAAUUGAAGCAGGCUGUCAUUUGUUUUCAGAAUAAUUCGCACAGCCUACAUGAUUAUGCUCCUGAGCUACAUAUUACGCGGUCCUGAGGUCUGUGAAUGGCAUUUGACGGUCCUUUCUAGGGAUGCCAAUGUUCUACAGCAUCAAUCUAGACCGCGAACAAAUAUUAAGUGGGUGCGCAUCGAAUACUCCUUGCGUAAGUGUGCCAUUAAGAGAAAUGGAAGCAAGCACAUAAUAUGGCCGACGCUGAAAAGUUAUCCGCAGAUUUCAUUGAAGCUGUGCAGAAUGUCCUUGCCAGCAAAGAUGAAACGGCUCGCAAGCAAAUGCUCGGCACCACCAUGCAGGCGAUGGCGAUGCUAGAAGCCCCGGUCGAUGCCAUUUGGAAGUUGAUAAUGUCUCCACAUGCUCCCUCGGCGCUGAUGACCCUGAUCAAAGCCGGUGUUAUUCAAGAAAUCGCCAAAACAGAUUCUCCUUCCUCAGCCGACAAGCUUGCUCAAGCUACAGGAGCAGACAGGCUCUUAAUAGUGCGGCUUUUACGCCCCGUCAGCGCCAUAGGUGUCGUGGAAGAAACCAGCCAAGAAGAAUACGCCCCCACACCAAUUACGAAAGCUCUAGUAGGUCGCGUUCUAUCCGGAGGGUACCAAUUCAUGUUCUCUGCCGCGACGCGAUCCUUGGCGAACAUGCCGUUUUACCUCGAGAAGACGGGAUUUAAGAAUGUGGAGGGCAUCCCUGGUCCUUUCCAAGACGCGCACGGCACACAGGACGGCAUGUUCCCGUGGCUGAUUAAGGACCCUGCGCUGAUGGGCAAUUUCAACGCCUUCAUGACAGGUCAGCGAAUUGAUCGUAAACAGUGGUUCGAUAUCUUCGACGUCGAGAAUAUCUUGCUGAAAGGCUCUAAAACGGAUCAGAAUGCAAUCAUGAUGGUCGAUGUUGGUGGAGGCGAGGGCUACGACAUUUCUAUGUUCCACAAACGGUACCCAGAAGCCCCGGGUCGGCUUAUUGUCGAGGAUCUCCCUGCUGUUAUAGACAGCAUCCAGGAACUCGCUCCUAAAGUCGAGAGUAAGAAGCAUGACUUCUUCCAGCCGCAGCCGAUUAAGGGUGCCAGAUGCUAUUACUUCCGCUCUAUCCUGCAUGAUUGGCCUGACGACGAUUGUAUAACGAUCCUUAAGCACACGGCAGAAGUUAUGACGCCAGGAUACUCGAAAUUACUCAUGUCCGAGUUUGUCCUGCCUGCCAGCAACACCCCACUGUAUCCUGCAUUGCUAGAUAUUAACAUGAUGGCCGUACUUAACGGAAUGGAAAGAACAGAAGCCCAAUGGAGCAAGCUUCUGGAUGCCGCAGGGUUGGAAGUCGUGAAAUUUUGGUCGGUUGGUGCCGAGACUGAGGGACUCAUUGAGGCUGUAUUGAAAAGUUGAGCUGUCCCUCGAAGUUGGUAAAACUUUGGUUGCACUUCGAUCUCCUUUAGAUCCUAGGAUAAACAACACGAUAAAUUUAUCCCGUUGCCAAAA